AUGAAAAAAGACAAUGUUCAGUUUAAAUAUCUGCAGCUCAUUAAGUGGUCCCACCACCACUGUUGCCACCACUGGACUGAGCUCUGCUUCAACCAGCACUAUCACCACUACCUCCAUCAACAUCCCUACCACCAGCUCCACCACCACUACCGCCACCACCCCCAUUACCACCGUAACCACCUAGCCAAGCUGGAGGAACAGAAUGUGGGGAAAGACAAGAAACAGGAUGGCAAAGAAAAGACUCUCUUGCAGAUAACCACCAAGCUUAACACUGCUUUAAAAGUGUAUUGGAAAUCAAAAGCAUGGAAAAAGAAAACGCUUCGUUCAAAGAAUAGGACCUCAAUUGUAACCAAAAGAAAACGUUUGAGAAAGAGAAAGAAGAGGUUAUUAGAUAAAGACCGUGAUCAGAAGCAGGCCUCUAAGCGAGUGAUCACAUUUCCCUGUUCCAUAUGCAAUAAUGAACUGGACCUACCUAGCAUUUUCCCCCAUCAGAGACAACACAAAGCUCUGACUUCCUUGGGGUUUCAUUCUUUGAUUGAGCCGAAACCACAGCGACCAGAGUUCAUUACUCAGAGAAAUGUUCUAAUUAUGAAACUAUUGUCUUAUUCUCUGUUCAAUGAAAAAGCUCUACAGAGCAUUAAUGAUGCAUUUGAGCUACUAUGGAAGAAAAGCAUACCAGCAUAUUAUAAAAUCAUGGAAAGCAUUGACAUGAGUUCCGUAUAUCCUGAAAACAUAAACCAUGCAUUGGUUAAAGGAAUAGCCACUUGUGAAGAUAGGAAUUCCACAUGGAGAGCUACCAUGGAUGAUAAAUUCACUAUCGUGAGUAACUUUGGCAAGAAGCCCAACGUGUGCCUCUUUGGUUUAUUUGAUGGGCAUUAUGGUGCCUCGGCAGCCAAUUUGGCAUCAGUGGAACUUCCGCUUUUACUUCUCCAUCAAAUGUCCAUAUUUGAUCCCUCCUACCAAAUGACCCCUGAAGAGCAAAAAGUAAUCAACUCUUUUCAAACAGUGUUUAGUGAAGAAUACAUAAAAAUGGAAAACAAUUUCUCUUCUGCACAGAAAAGGACAAAACUCUUAUUCUCAAACUAUGAAAGCAUACACAAAGCCUUUGCAAAAGCAUAUUGGAGAAUGGAUAGGCUUUUACAUCUUGGAAGGAAAGAGGAGUCCAGAGUCCACUGGAGUGGCUGUUCUGCACUUACUUGUCUAUUGGAAGGCAAGAUCAAAGGUCGUUUUACCCACUGGAAAAGAAUCCUUGGUGGAGGUGGUUCGAUGGACAACACCCUGCUUAGGCAGAUGCCACCGUUAGUUUCUGGAGUACUCCACGUUGCAAACACUGGGAAUGUGCAAGGAGUUUUAUGCAGAAAUGGGAAGGGAUUUUGCUUAACCAAAGACCACACCACGCAAAAUGUACUGGAGAGAAGAAGAGUACUUCAGAUGGGCGCCACCAUUGAUGCCAAUGAACCCACGGGGCUCCUGGAAGGGCAAACAAAAACCACACGAGGACUUGGAUUUCAUGGAAAUUUCAAACUGAAAAAUUCCUUGAUUCCAGCCCCUCAAACGAUCUCAGUUCCUAUAGAUGACUUAUGCCAAUUCCUUAUCCUAGCGACUAAUGGACUUUGGGAAGUUCUGGAUGAAAAGGAAGUUAUUACAUUGACAAUGACAAUUCUUGACACAUAUAAGGAAAAUUACCUGACUGCACAAAACAAAAUUUCCUCAUGGAAACUCAGUGAAACAAGUAUUAUGGAACCAGAAAGCAGUAUCUACGUAUUGUAUCAAUUUAAGUCUUUUUCUAAAGAACUUGUGUCAGCAGUCACUUCAAAAGAAAAUUCUAAGAAUUUUGAGAAAUCCACUUGUAACCUUGAAAACUUAGAAACAUCUCUACCAAUAUCAACUAAGCAUAAACCUUUCACACGGAAAAGCACUCGUGAACAAGUCAGUGCACUUGGAGUGAAAAGAGAAUCAAAUAAAAUAACAGAAGCACAAAUUGAUAUGUUCUAUGAAAGUGCAGCUAAGUAUGUUAGCCAGGAGCUUGUAAAUGCUGCAUUAGCAGCUGGCUCCAGAGACAACAUUACAGUCAUGGUAAUACUUCUCAGUGGAAGCGAGUAUCAGCUUACAUAA
Molecule: messenger RNA, 2115 nt
Organism: Echinops telfairi (small Madagascar hedgehog)
Lineage: Eukaryota; Metazoa; Chordata; Mammalia; Afrosoricida; Tenrecidae
Gene: PP2D1
Product: protein phosphatase 2C like domain containing 1
Exons: 4
Coding region: 1-2115 (704 amino acids)
Biological process (GO): protein dephosphorylation
Molecular function (GO): protein serine/threonine phosphatase activity
Source: RefSeq, a predicted model, not a curated record